UAGGCAAAGGCGGUGCCGGUCCGGCCAGUGGAAGUGGCUGUGCGGCCCUUCGUUCCCUCGCGCGUCUCGUAGACUCAGUCCCGGUUCGGCUCGGCUCGGCCAUGGCCAGCGACUUCUACCUGCGCUACUACGUGGGGCACAAGGGCAAGUUCGGCCACGAGUUCCUGGAGUUCGAGUUCCGGCCCGAUGGAAAACUGAGGUAUGCCAACAACAGCAAUUACAAAAAUGACGUCAUGAUCAGAAAAGAGGCUUAUGUCCAUAAGAGUGUGAUGGAGGAACUGAAGAGAAUAAUAGAUGACAGUGAAAUCACAAAAGAAGAUGAUGCUUUGUGGCCUCCACCAGACAGGGUGGGCCGGCAGGAGCUUGAAAUUGUGAUCGGAGACGAACACAUUUCUUUUACCACAUCCAAAAUUGGCUCCCUUAUUGAUGUGAACCAGUCCAAAGAUCCUGAAGGUUUGCGAGUGUUUUAUUACCUGGUCCAGGACUUGAAGUGUUUAGUCUUCAGCCUCAUCGGUUUACACUUCAAGAUCAAGCCCAUCUAGGCUGGGGGUUUUUAACUUUUUGUGUCUGCUUGGGUGGUGGAGUUUUUCAUUCCUGUCAGAAGCCUUUUGUGUAAGCUAGGAAAAUAUUUUUUUAUAUACUGUGUAAGUGAUUGUCUUUAAUAAAUAUGCAGGUGAAUGCA
Gracilinanus agilis (Agile Gracile Mouse Opossum) is the source of this 682-nucleotide messenger RNA. It is a transcript of the gene MAGOH, whose product is annotated as mago homolog, exon junction complex subunit. The coding region runs from base 102 to 542 and encodes 146 amino acids. Lineage: Eukaryota; Metazoa; Chordata; Mammalia; Didelphimorphia; Didelphidae. The transcript is spliced from 5 exons. Gene Ontology annotation, cellular component: catalytic step 2 spliceosome; exon-exon junction complex; nucleus. Gene Ontology annotation, biological process: RNA splicing. The record is from RefSeq and is a predicted model, not a curated record.